Messenger RNA from Durusdinium trenchii, 1152 nucleotides. NCBI's taxonomy places the organism in Eukaryota, Dinophyceae, Suessiales, Symbiodiniaceae. The record is from the annotation of a GenBank genome assembly.
AUGGUCGCUGGCGAUGGGCCAACCUUGGGCUGGCCUGGCUGGUCCAAGAGCCGUGGCAGGCCUGAAGGCGGAGCAGCCAUUGGUCCAGGAGCGGUGUCUUGGAUGGACGUGAGCGGACGCUUCGUACCCCCCAGCACCACGUCCGUCCGGCGGGCUCAGCGGCCGUCCAUCACGCCUUCUUUGCAAAAUUGGCCAGCGGUGAGCUGGAAUACCUCCCGGGGCCGCACGGCUUCCACGGUGUCCCAGCUCUCCUUGUCCUCAGACAUCACCGAGAAGACGCUCGCUGCAGGGCAAGAGGCCAGAGCUGCUCGCCAGGCCGAAGGCGCUGGUCCGAAGACCGCCGUGGAUGCUCCAGAUGUGCCACCAGACCUUCCGGCUGAGGAGACCCCGCCCUGGACCCAUACCGCGGCCGAUGGGCCCAUGGAGGUGUGGCCCGAAGAAGCUCCGGAGGAGGAGGCGGUGGCCAAGGAGAAUCAUGAGCAGUGGCUCAAGCUGCGUAUGGAAGGCGCCUUGGACAGUUUCGGCUCAGAGGCUGAUCGGCUGACUCUAUUCGAGAUCCUUCAAAUGCUGGCGGUCAAAGAUGCCCAUAAGGAGGAAGUGCUGGACCACAUCGGCCUCGGUGGACCCAUCAACGCCCAAGACACCGUCUACCUGCGUGGGCACACUGGCCUUUGGAUGUUGGUGAAGAACGGCAGUCAGCUGGUUUGCACACAAGAGGAGCGCUCCAAGGCCACUGCCUUUGUGGCCGAGUUCAAGCGCCCGGUCCUGAACGAUAGCUGCCGGGUGUGCUUCCGGGUGGCUGAGCCCAGCGAUCGUACUUGGUGGCUUGCCACUCUGCAGCAAGAUGUGGGCUUGAUGGCCAAAGGCGAUGGAUCCGACCCUGCCACGCGCUUCGUGGUGGACACCGGCACCAACGGUCCUGUGCUCUCCGGCAUGUUCGUGAGCCCCCCAGCCUGUCGGGUGGAGAUGGGAAAGGAUGGAAAUGCGACGUCGGCGACGGCGACGUGUGAGGUUUGCUGGGGGACAGACUUCCACGUGAUGGUCUUGGAGGAUCGACUCGAAGAAGUGGUCGAGAGGCUGCGUCAAGGGCAAGAUCCCAAUAUUGACUUCGCCUACAAACAGGAUUCACAUCGCUGCGAGUCGUGGUCUUAA